Molecule: messenger RNA, 1057 nt
Organism: Paramuricea clavata
Lineage: Eukaryota; Metazoa; Cnidaria; Anthozoa; Malacalcyonacea; Plexauridae
Source: the annotation of a GenBank genome assembly
AUGUUCGGUGAAUCAAGUGGAAGUAAGAGAUCAAGAACAAGUAACGAACAAUGGAUGAUGAGUAUGUUUUCAUGACAUCGGGGGUGAAACAUAAUGAAUUAGAAGUUCAACCAUGAUGGUAAUGAUUGGCAAAGACAAUGUAGAUUUCAUUGUGGACAUUGGUGUAACAGUUAAUUUAAUGGAAUAAUCUGACUAUCUGUGCUUAAAGAUGUCGCCCUGCAAAAGUCAUCAACGAAAAUAUUCUCGUAUGACAGUGAAGUCCCUCUGAAGAUUCUUGGUAAGUUUGAAACCGUUAUAGAAACACAUGAAAAAAUUACCUGUGCAGAAUUCUACGUGUUCAGAAAGGCGGGUGGAUCUUUGAUGUGUUACAAAACAGCCCACGAACUAGGAGUAGUUACAGUGGUGAACAAUGCAUGAUGCAGACUCCGCUGUUCCACCACCAUUUGUGAACAAAUACAAAGAUUUUUUAGCGGAAUUGGGAAAAUGAAAAUCUACCAAGUAAAGUUACAUAUUGACAAAACUGUUAAACCAGUCGCCCAACCCCAUAGAAUAAUACCAUUUCAUGUACGUAAACAAGUUGAAUCAAAGCUUAAGGAAAUGGAAGAUGCAGAUAUUAUAGAAAGGGUAGAAGGUCCCACAUCUUGGGUGUCCCCAAUUGUAGUCAUCCCCAAACCGCAUAAUCCACAAGAAGUACGUAUUUGUGUGGACAUGAGGCAACCGAUGAUAUAUGACAAUCGAUGAUAUAAUUUCUGAAUUAGGGCAAGCUAAAGUGUUCUUAAAAUUGGACCUAAAUCAGGGAUAUCAUCAGUUAGAGUUAGCACCAGAAUCUUGCUAUAUUACAACAUUUAGUACCCAUGUUGGUCUAAGGCAUUAUAAACGACUAAAUGUUGGUGUCAAUUCUGCUGCCGAAAUAUUUCAAGAAGCAAUACGAAGUGUAAUUGAAGGCGUUCUGGGGUCGUUGAACAUUAGGGAUGAUAUAAUCGUGUAUGGUUCAAUGCAGGAUGAACAUGAUGAACACCUGGAAAGCGUCUUAGAGCAUUUGCAUCAGAAUAAUUGA